AUGAAGUUAGUUCCGGAGAAAGGUUUUGAAAAGCUGUCCACUGGCAAUUUGCCAACUCUGGAUUAUGAAAUGCUCGAGGAUUUUAUGCGUUUGAGUUUGUGCAAAAGUGUCGAAACUCGUGGUGUCAAAGCGAGCAGAGCAACACGGGCUAAUUAUGGUGAUGAAGCCGUGGGUUGGGCCCAAAUCCAUCGGACCGAUGAUGGAAUUUGUACUGUGAAAGCAAAAAUGUGUCACGAGCACAAAAUUCGAGAUAAAGGUUAUGCUGUUAGUGUAAUAAUUGAUGAAAACAAUUUGAAAAUUCUAGAAGCAAAAUGUCACGACUGUGCUGCUUCGAAAGGGGGAUGUAAACACGCAAAUGCAUUCGUCACUUGGUUGCAUCGAAGGUCAGAAGAAGAGUCUCCGACGGAAGUGGAAUGCUACUGGAGAAAAUCUCGAUUGUCUUCAGUCGGCUCAAACACAAAAUAUAUGACACUCGAUGCAAUCGCUCAGGAAUGUAAGAGGACAACCCGUCUAGGGAAUAAAACUCCCCAGCCUUCAACCAGUGGAAGCAUCAUAGGGCCAUCUUCCACGGAAUUUUUGGAAAAAGUAUUGAGGCGAGGCAUUGAUGAGAAACAAGAUAAUCAUCUUGUCCAGUUCUUCAAGGAACGAGAUUCAUGGGAGAAAACCUCCAUGCAUUACUUGGGAUGGAGCUACGAUGGUGAUAGGAGCAACAGCCAGGACUUUUAUGAAUUUUGUAAGAAUAGUUACACUUAUGAAGACUGUCAACACAUUGCCAACGUCAUUAAAGACCAGAGUGAAUCUCCAUUGUGGUAUGAGACACGCUACGGUCGUAUCACUACAUCAAUUAUCGAUCAGAGUGCUCAUUGUCGUACGAUAGGAGGAUCCCUCUUCAAAAGCAUCAUGGGGGCAACAAUAAUCGAUACUUUUGCCAUGGCAAGGGGAAGACACUUGGAAGGUCAAGUAAUCGAGGCGGUUGAAGACCUCAUCGAUGAGAAAAUUUUGAGAACUGGUUUGCUGUUGUCACCAACAUACCCAUGGUUCGGAGCUUCUCCUGACGGCGUAACGAGGACAUCAGUGAUAGAAGUCAAGUGUCCAUCGAAAAGUGAAACUGUUUCCAAUUAUUACUGCAACGGAGAGAUACACCGAAAAUUCAAAGCACAGAUGCAACUGCAGAUGCUUUUUUUCUGGUAA
Molecule: messenger RNA, 1191 nt
Organism: Diachasma alloeum
Lineage: Eukaryota; Metazoa; Arthropoda; Insecta; Hymenoptera; Braconidae
Exons: 3
Coding region: 1-1191 (396 amino acids)
Source: RefSeq, a predicted model, not a curated record